Messenger RNA from Gymnodraco acuticeps, 17324 nucleotides. RefSeq names its product calcium channel, voltage-dependent, L type, alpha 1C subunit (gene cacna1c). Lineage: Eukaryota; Metazoa; Chordata; Actinopteri; Perciformes; Bathydraconidae. Gene Ontology annotation, biological process: calcium ion import across plasma membrane. The transcript is spliced from 52 exons. The record is from RefSeq and is a predicted model, not a curated record. Gene Ontology annotation, molecular function: high voltage-gated calcium channel activity. The coding region runs from base 854 to 7741 and encodes 2295 amino acids. Gene Ontology annotation, cellular component: membrane; voltage-gated calcium channel complex.
GCAGAGGCAGAGAAGAGAGAGCUCUAACUCCCGAUCAGUGAGACACAGGCAGACAGACAGGCAGGCAGCAGGAGAGCAGACAGACAGGCUCACACACUGACUGACAGAACCACCGCCGGACCAUCAUGGACUGGAUCAAGACAGAGAGACCCGUCUCCGGAUGAGACAGGACGGCCUGGCUCCUGUGUUUUUGGGGGGACUCUGCCAUAGAUACGUGGAAUAACCGACAACCUAUUGGGAGAUUUAACCCCGUGCUACCCGUGAUGGAAUAUUUACACUCUUCUCAUUUUCUCAUGUUUCUCCUCUCCUCUUCCUCCUCCUUCUCUUCCUCCACCUCCUCGUCUUCAUCCUCGCACAUUUUGACACGCUGCUGAAGAUGCGCACGAAUGCGUCUUUUGCGCACUUCCAUCGCAACCGCCACUGACAGCGCCCGUGCUUUAUAACCUUUUGAAAGCUUCUUUUUUUUAAGACAACAGAGGAGAGUGAGAGCGAGGUGAGAAUUGAAUUGAACGCGGUGCUGGUCUCAUGUUUCUCGCCUAGGGCCCGGAUGUACCGAGAGAUGCACCGGUGCGUUUUCCCGACCGGUUCCGCCGAAAGCUCCCUCUUUUUUCUCGCCUUCACCUCCAUCAUGGGGAUUAGGUAAUAUUCACUCCAUCCGAAGACACCCUCCCCAUAAACAGAAAUAACGGAAUACCCAAGACUGUCCGUGUCAGACAGUUAUUUCUUCUUUUGCCCCCCUUUUUUAAUUUCUUUAUUUUUGGGGGCUUUUUUUCCUCGUUAUUUCCCCUCCGCCUCUCCAGCUUUUCCCCCUCUCUCUUCCACUCACCUAUAGGGAUAACGCCGGACUACAUUUAUGGUAAAUGAAAGCAAAAACAUGUACAUCCCGGAGGACACCCUUGAGAACCAUCAAGGCUCCGACUACUCUCCCCCUCCCCCCCUUCCUCCCCCUGUACUGACCAACGAGCACAGUGGCGGUGGCAGCCACAGUGACCAUGGUGGAGGAGGGGGCGGGGUCAACCAUGGGGUGGGUGUGGUGGGCGUGGUGGGCCUGGCCCCGGAGCACAUGGCCACACCGGGGGCGGCCCUGAGCUGGCAGGCGGCUAUCGACGCAGCGCGGCAGGCGAAGAUAAUGGGCAACACUUCGUCAAGUGUAGGGGCGGUGCCCGUGUCGGGAGGGGGCGGGCCCAUCUCCACGGCCAGCUCCACCCAACGGAAGAGACAACACUAUAGCUCCAAGCCCAAGAAACAGACUACAACGACAGCCACAAGGCCGCCACGGGCCCUGCUCUGUCUCACACUCAAGAACCCCAUCCGCAGGGCCUGCAUCAGCAUCGUAGAGUGGAAACCAUUUGAAAUCAUCAUCCUGAUGACCAUUUUCGCCAAUUGUGUGGCCUUAGCUGUCUACAUCCCCUUUCCCGAGGAUGACUCAAACGCCACCAACUCCAACCUGGAGCGUGUGGAGUAUCUUUUCCUCAUCAUUUUCACGGUGGAGGCUUUCCUGAAGGUAAUAGCCUACGGCCUGCUCUUCCACCCCAACGCCUACCUGAGGAACGGCUGGAAUCUGCUCGACUUCAUCAUCGUAGUUGUAGGGUUAUUCAGUGCGAUCUUGGAGCAGGCCACAAAAGGCGACGGGGCCACUCCUAUUGGAGGAAAGGCAGCGGGCUUCGAUGUCAAGGCUCUGAGGGCCUUCAGAGUACUCAGACCCCUCAGACUGGUCUCUGGAGUACCCAGUUUACAGGUAGUGUUGAACUCCAUAAUCAAAGCCAUGGUUCCUCUGCUCCACAUCGCCCUGCUGGUCCUCUUCGUCAUCAUCAUCUAUGCCAUCAUCGGCCUGGAGCUCUUCAUGGGCAAGAUGCACAAGACCUGCGCUCAUGAGCAAACAGGCAACUUUAUGGAAAAAAAGCCGGCACCAUGUGCGCCUGAGGGAGCUUACGGUCGAAAUUGUACGCACAAUGGAACCCACUGUAAGGUGGGGUGGGAGGGCCCGAACGACGGCAUCACUAACUUUGACAACUUUGCCUUCGCCAUGUUGACGGUGUUCCAGUGUAUAACCAUGGAGGGCUGGACGGAAGUGCUGUACUGGAUGCAGGAUGCUAUGGGCUAUGAGCUGCCAUGGGUCUAUUUUGUCUCUCUCGUCAUCUUCGGCUCCUUUUUCGUUCUCAAUCUCGUUCUGGGGGUGUUGAGCGGAGAGUUUUCCAAGGAGAGAGAGAAGGCCAAAGCACGUGGUGACUUCCAGAAACUCAGAGAAAAACAGCAGCUAGAGGAGGACCUCAAGGGCUAUUUAGACUGGAUCACUCAGGCUGAAGACAUUGACCCAGAGAAUGAAGAGGAGGGCAUGGACGAUGACAAACCUAGAAACCUGAGCAUGCCAGCCAGUGAGAAUGAAUCCGUCAACACAGAUAACGCCCCCGGGGGAGACGUGGAGGGGGAGACCUGCUGUACCCGGCUAGCAAAUAGGAUCUCCAAAUCCAAGUUCAGUCGAUACUCUCGGAGGUGGAACAGGCAGUGUAGGAGGAAGUGCCGGGCAGCGGUCAAAUCGCAGGUUUUCUAUUGGCUGGUCAUCUUCCUGGUUUUCCUCAACACUCUUACCAUCGCCUCUGAACAUCACCAGCAGCCUCAGUGGUUAACUGAUGUACAAGACAUUGCCAACAAGGUGUUGCUAGCACUCUUCACUGGCGAGAUGCUGUUAAAGAUGUACAGUUUGGGUCUGCAGGCGUACUUUGUUUCGCUCUUCAAUCGCUUCGACAGCUUUGUAGUUUGUGGCGGCAUUCUUGAAACCAUUCUGGUGGAAACCAAGGUUAUGUCUCCUCUGGGCAUCUCUGUGCUACGUUGCGUACGCUUGCUGCGAAUCUUCAAAAUAACCAGAUACUGGAACUCUCUGUCCAACCUGGUGGCGUCCCUGCUGAACUCUGUGCGCUCCAUCGCUUCCCUGCUGCUUCUGCUCUUCCUCUUCAUCAUCAUCUUUUCCCUGCUGGGCAUGCAGCUCUUCGGGGGGAAAUUCAACUUUGACGAGACCCGACGCAGCACCUUUGACAACUUCCCCCAGUCUCUGCUCACCGUGUUUCAGAUCCUAACAGGAGAGGACUGGAACUCUGUGAUGUAUGAUGGUAUCAUGGCGUACGGUGGACCGUCCUUCCCCGGCAUGCUGGUCUGCAUCUACUUCAUCAUCCUCUUCAUCUGCGGAAACUACAUCCUACUGAAUGUCUUCUUGGCCAUCGCUGUUGACAAUCUAGCAGACGCUGAGAGCCUGACAUCUGCCCAGAAAGAAGAGGAAGAGGAGAAGGAGAGGAAAAAACUGGCCAGGUUGGCCAUCCCAGAAAAGCGUCUAGCCAACGAGAAGCUGCCCCUGGAGGAGAAGAAGAAGGAGAAGAAGAAGAAGAAGAAGGAGAUAGAGCUGAAGUCCAUCACUUCCGAUGGAGAGGCCAACACUGCCACAAAGAUUAGCAUAGGUGACUACUGUGGAGAUGAGAGUGAGGAGAAGAACCCAUAUCCUGCCAACGACUACAUAGGAGACGAUGAGGAGGAGGAGCCUGAGAUGCCGGUGGGUCCGAGGCCGAGACCACUCUCCGACAUUCAGUUGAAGGAGAAGGCCAUUCCCAUGCCUGAGGCCCGCGCUUUCUUCGUCUUUGGUCACGAUAACAAAUUCAGGGUUCUGUGCCAUAAGAUAGUCAACCACAACAUCUUCACCAACCUCAUCCUCUUCUUCAUCCUGCUGAGCAGCAUCAGUCUGGCCGCAGAGGACCCGGUCAAGAAUGACUCCUUCAGAAACCAGAUCCUAGGAUAUGCAGAUCAUGUUUUCACUGGACUCUUCACCAUUGAGAUCAUUCUUAAGAUGACAGCCUAUGGGGCCGUCCUCCAUAAAGGUUCAUUCUGUAGAAACUAUUUCAAUAUUCUGGACCUGGUGGUUGUCAGUGUGUCCCUCAUCUCCUCUGGAAUACAGUCCAGUGCCAUUAACGUGGUGAAGAUCCUGAGGGUCCUGCGGGUGCUCAGACCACUGAGGGCCAUCAACAGAGCCAAAGGACUAAAGCAUGUAGUGCAGUGCGUGUUUGUGGCAAUCCGGACCAUCGGCAACAUCGUCAUCGUCACCACGCUGCUCCAGUUCAUGUUUGCCUGCAUUGGAGUACAACUCUUUAAGGGCAAGUUCUUCACCUGUACUGACAGCUCCAAACAAACGUAUGCAGAGUGCAGGGGUUCCUACAUUAUGUAUAAGGACGGUGAUGUGGGGAAGCCUGAAAGAGCCCUGAGACUGUGGGAGAACAGCGACUUCAACUUCGACAAUGUCCUGCAAGGCAUGAUGGCUCUGUUUGCUGUGUCUACCUUCGAGGGCUGGCCAGAGUUAUUGUACCGAGCCAUAGACUCUCACACCGAGGACGUUGGGCCCAUCUACAACUACCGCGUGGUCAUCUCCAUCUUCUUCAUCAUCUACAUCAUCAUCAUCGCCUUCUUCAUGAUGAACAUCUUCGUCGGUUUCGUCAUUGUCACAUUCCAGGAGCAAGGAGAGCAAGAGUAUAAGAACUGUGAGCUGGAUAAGAACCAGCGUCAGUGUGUGGAGUACGCUUUGAAGGCACGUCCAUUGCGGCGCUACAUCCCCAAGAACCCCUACCAGUAUAAGGUGUGGUAUGUGGUCAACUCCACCUACUUUGAGUACCUGAUGUUCACACUCAUCCUUCUCAACACCAUCUGUCUGGCCAUGCAGCAUCAUGGACAGACAAAAGGCUUCAAUGAUGCCAUGAACAUCCUCAACAUGCUCUUCACUGGACUCUUCACUGUGGAGAUGAUCCUAAAACUGAUCGCCUUCAAACCCAGGGGGUACUUUAGUGAUCCCUGGAAUGUGUUUGAUUUCCUCAUCGUAAUUGGCAGCAUAAUAGACGUCAUUCUCAGUGAGAUCAACCCAGCUGACUCCUCCUCGUCCUCCUCCUCUUCGCCCUCCUCCUCCUCUUCCUCCUCUCACCCCCCUGUGGUAAGGCCAAUGGGACUGCAGAACUCUGAAGAGAACGCCAGGAUCUCCAUCACCUUCUUCCGGCUGUUCCGCGUGAUGAGGCUGGUGAAGCUGCUGUCUCGCGGGGAAGGGAUUCGGACCCUGCUGUGGACCUUCAUCAAAUCCUUCCAAGCUCUGCCCUACGUAGCUCUGCUUAUAGUGAUGCUAUUCUUCAUAUACGCUGUGAUCGGCAUGCAGAUGUUUGGUAAGAUAGCGCUGCGGGAUGGCACAGAGAUCAACAGGAACAACAAUUUCCAGACGUUCCCUCAGGCAGUCCUGCUGCUCUUCAGAUGUGCAACAGGUGAGGCGUGGCAGGAGAUCAUGCUGGCAUGCUAUCUCAAUAUGCCGUGUGAGAAAGGAUCGACCAAUGAGAACAACUUGGCCCACGAGGACUGUGGCAGCCAGUUCGCCAUCAUUUACUUUGUCAGCUUCUACAUGCUCUGUGCCUUCCUGAUCAUCAACCUGUUUGUGGCCGUCAUCAUGGACAACUUUGAUUACCUGACACGUGAUUGGUCAAUCCUGGGGCCACAUCAUCUUGACGAAUUCAAGAGGAUCUGGGCUGAAUAUGACCCAGAAGCUAAGGGGAGGAUAAAGCACCUGGACGUGGUGACUCUGCUGCGGAGAAUCCAGCCUCCUCUGGGUUUUGGAAAGCUCUGUCCACAUAGGGUGGCCUGCAAGCGUCUGGUGUCGAUGAACAUGCCUCUGAACAGCGAUGGAACCGUCAUGUUUAACGCCACACUGUUUGCUCUGGUCAGAACCGCACUCAGGAUCAAGACGGAUGUUCGUGCGUAUGCAGGUAACCUGGAGCAAGCCAACGAGGAGCUGAGGGCGAUAGUGAAGAAGAUCUGGAAGAGAACCAGCAUGAAGCUCUUGGAUCAAGUAGUGCCUCCUGCUGGAGAUGAUGAGGUAACAGUCGGGAAGUUCUACGCCACCUUCCUCAUCCAGGAAUAUUUCCGCAAGUUUAAGAAGAGGAAAGAACAAGGGCUGGUGACCAAGGUGGCCCCCAAAACAGCGCUUUCUCUGCAGGCGGGCCUGCGGACAUUACAUGACAUCGGUCCAGAGAUUCGGAGGGCCAUCUCCGGAGACCUGACCGUGGAGGAGGAGCUGGAUAAAGGCAUGAAGGAGCCUGUGUCUGCUGCAUCCGAGGAUGAUAUCUUCAGGGUAAAGCGAUCAGGUGGGUUGUUCAGCAACCACGUCAACUACUACAACCAGAGCGAUGGCCACGCUUCCUUCCCACAGUCCUUCACUACCCAGCGUCCCUUGCACAUCAGCCAGAAGGGCUCCCCUUGUGAAGGCGAGAGCCCGUCCCACGAGAAGCUCAUGGACUCGACUACUUUUACCCCUUCCUCCUACUCUUCCUCCGGUUCCAACGCCAACAUCAACAAUGCCAACAACACAAGCAUGAUCGGAGUGCCGCCCCAGGGCACCAGCCGAUUCCCAAGCCCGUCAAUAAGCACUGUGGACGGGCACACGGGGCAGCCGCUCACCCCCAUCCUACUGCCAAGAUCUGCAUGGUGCUUUCCUCCAAAGAGGACGUGUUUUUUUGACACCCUCAUGCGCUCGGAGUCCACGGACAGCCGCCUGCCGAUCAUCCGACGAGGCGACGGGUCGACGGAGGAGGCGUACGACGAGAGCUACGGAGACAACAGGAAGUACCUAGAGGACGACCACUCGCUCUCCUCUGACAUGCUGGUAUAUCAGGAUGAGACAUGUAAGCAGUUGACUCCAAUGGAGGAAGGAGAGGAGGGGGAAGACAGAAGAGGAGGAGGAGGAGGGUGGCAGUCUCCCAGGAGAGUCUUCCUCUGCCCCACUUCUCUAGGGCGGAGAUCGUCUUUCCAUCUGGAGUGUCUGAGGAGACAUUCAAGGCCAGACGUCUCCCAGAAGACUUCUGUACCCUUACACCUUGUACAUCAUCAGGCUCUGGCAGUGGCAGGACUGAGCCCUCUGCUCAGAAGGAGUCACUCCCCCACCCUCUUCAGUCGGCUGUGCUCCACGCCUCCAGCCAGUCCCACAGCCACUGGCAGUGACCCCUCCUACCGACGAGUGCCUUCUCUGAGGCUGGAGGGCACGAGCUCCCAUGAGAAGCUCAACACCAGCCUGCCAUCUGUCAACUGUGGGCCUUGGUACAACGACAGUAAUGGGAACAGCCGAGGGCCAAGUCCUAGCCCCAACCCCAGUGUGUCCAAUCAGAGACCACCGCGGCCAGUGUCGCUCACAGUGCCCUCGCUACUGGGAAAAGACUCCAGCUCCCUGUGUCACGGCAGCGCAGGCAGUCUGGUGGAGGCGGUGCUAAUAUCAGAGGGUUUGGGUCAGUUCGCCCAGGACCCGUCUUUCAUCGAGGUGACUAAAGCCGAGCUGGCGGACGCAUGCGACAUGACCAUCGAGGAGAUGGAGCAGGCGGCCAACAACAUUCUCAACGGUAACACCGCGGCCAACGUCACAUCCAGCACCUCCUCCACCUCCCAGCACAGCCCCAGUGGCAACCUCCUCCCCUUCCACACAGCAGCAGCACCGCACAGGGACCGAGCGCUCAGCGAGGGCGGGGGGGAGGCCGGGGGGAGCAGAGGCUCCAUCCAUGGGCCGUCCUCAGAGGAGGAGAGGCAGGAGCUGCUAGCAGGUGUGAGGGGACAAGAAGAGGAGGAGGAAGAGGCAGAAGGGACGGAGGAGGGGCAGCACAGAAGCUCGGUUGUGAUUGGAGGAGCGCGGCAGAGGAACAGCGGGCUGUUGGAAGACGAGGAUAUGGAGUGUGUGACGAGUUUGUAGGAAUAGUGAAGGGUUCGAUUGGCCAACUGGCCCCUCUGACAUCAUCAGAGACUGACGCCUGUCAGUGCUGGGUAACAGCGCCGAGGCUGGCUCUGUCUGUCCCCCCCCACACACUCACACACUGUCUGCCUCUCUGCCAGACCAACUGCUCUGGACAAUGGCGGCCAGUGACGCAACCUUAAACACCGGGUUAUGACUCUGUUAGUCUGUAUAUGUGUGAGUGUUUGUAGUCAAGUAUACCACACUAUACUCUAUACUAUCUGAGUGUAUGCUUGUGUGUGUGUGUGUGUGUGUGUGUGUGUGAGAUCUAUGAUUUUCUCUAUUUGUACGUAAGUGCGUGUGUUCUCCACACGUGUCUGAGUGUGUCUCUAAAGUGCCUCACAGUUUUAUCAUGUCCUCAAAGUGUGAAAAGAAGAUGAGUAAAGAAAAGCAGAAAAGGUCAGGGGAAAGUAGGGAUGGGGAAAGGUAGAAAGGAAACAACAGAAGCAGGAAGUACUUGUAUUGACUUCCUGAAGUCAACAUAGUGUGGUAAUUGUUUUCAUUUCCUCUGCCUACUUUGGUGUUGUGUAAUUGUUGUUUGUCUGGCCGCCAUGAAGCCAGGUAGGGGACAGCAGACCAGCCUGUGAGGGGGUCAGUUAAGAAUUUAAAUCUGACCGCACCCACCACUCGUGGUCAAAGGUCAACUCCUCCUUCUCGGUUCACUGAUGAUGAAGCGCUGUAUUGAGUAAACAGGGGCGAGGAAAACCCUGUUUGAAAUCGAAUUUCUCUUCCUCUUCCAAAGCUAAGGAACCUUGGAGCACAGCCCUGCCAGCCUGGGGGGGGAUUAAGGUGACACACCGCCCCCUGCCAAGGGGGGAAGGAUUUGAGGGAUGGACCAACAGCCACAACAAAGCUUCUGUUAGGCGCCACGGGCAGAGCGACACACUCUGGCCAACAGGAAGCUAGCCAGCCCUUUCACCCGCUGGUCAGUAAGAUGUCAGCAGGAGAAAAACUCACCUUGAUCUGGCUCCACCUCCUCCGCCACUUUUCUUGUUUGGCCACGCCUACUUCCUGCCUCAAACAGGAAAUGGGAGGAGCAUUUGGUGGCUAAGCAGACACAGCGAGCCCCCUUUUCUGCCUCAUACCUCACCGCUCCUCACUCCUCCCUCUCUCCUUCCUCACUCCUCUUUGGAUACUCUACCAUUCCUCUCGCUCCUACGCCGGGAUUUUGCUUUUUUUCACCCUGGGGAGGUGAGUGAGAACACGGCAACAGAGAUGGAGGGUUGAGAGAGCUGGAGUGACCGAUUGAAAGAAAACUGACUCUGGGCAUGGAUCUACAGAGGAUCUGUCCAUCAAUCAACCUCACUUCCUUAUCCGAGACCCUCCUCUUCCUCUCUGCGUGGAAUCCUAUUGGAUUUGCUGCCACACACUCUCCCUACAGAAACGCCCACUAUGUAUUUAACAGUUGAAUAUUGUGCAAAACUGGCUAGCCAUGACUAUUUUGUUUUAAAUUCAUGAUGUUAUUGGUUUAAUUUAUCCUUGAUUUGUUUGCACAAUCGGGGUGCUGGUCUUAUAAAUGUAUUUUUGCUUGGUUUAUUUUAGGAGAAUUUUAAGAGGUUUUAAGUAUUGAAGCAGGGCGUAGUGUUUGCGUGCGAGUGUAUAACUAUAUUUGUGAGUGCGGGUGUGUGUCUGCGUUUUAGUACAGAAUGUAUGUACGUAUGAAUGUGUGAGAUAGCGUGUGUAUCUACAAGGGGGGUCUUUCUCUCUAAAAGUAUGCACCUUUUACAGAUUGUAUCUAUUUAUUUAUUUAUUUUUCCCAGAAGAGAAAAAAAUGUGUGUUAGGAUAUGCGUUUCUUUCUGUGCGUGCCUGUGUCCGAGCGGUUACUUAUGUAUUCUAAAAAGCUGCUUUUAAGCCUAGACAGUAAAUUAAGGUAGCAUUACAAGUAUGGUAUUCUGUGAGGGUGUGUGGGUGUGUGUAUGUGUGUGUGUGUGUGUGUGUGAGUGAGUGAUAAUGGGCCUCCUUAACACAGGGUUACCAUGGACAGGCAUGCUUCCAAAGCUUUGUGAUUUCUUUAGCACGGUUUUUACUUUUUCGCCAAGCUGCACAGCCACUCUAUCGUUGAAAAUGACUCAUUCAAAAACGUUUCUUUAUGUCUGUGCUUAGAGGCGGUCUCCAGCAGGGUGGGAGGGACGGGACGGUUCAGUUUACAGUGGUAAUGAAUCUGGGCAUUGCAGCUUGGCUAAAAGGGAACAGGCCUUUUGGCACUUGCUGCUGUUCUUCUUUAUGGUGGAUGGUUGCUCUGAAUGGUAGAAGCACCACAUUCACACUGCCACAGGGACGCCUCAUUAUGAAGUGGAGGGGGGGGGGGGUGACACCCUGAUCGCUCGACUGUAACACACCAUUAUCACAUGAUCUCCUCAUUUCACCGUAGUUUAAACUCCAAAUGAACUAUUAGGGCUGGUUUACAGAUGCUGCAAGACUUCUGAAACACAUCUCUUUCUGUCUGCUCAUGUCACAAAGCAUUAUGAUUUAGUCUUAUUGUCAGAAAUAAAACAGCUUCCUUUUUGUACCCUGACAGCUCAUUUACUGUCAGUUGAUAAGAUGUGAUAAUUGUUGGGUUAACGUGCUAAAUGAUUGGAUCAGAAAACUACUGUCAGCUUGGAGAGACGUUUUGUCCUGGAUUAUCCCCUGGUGCGAUUUUUGUGUUUUCAUUUUCUUCUAAUGGCUUGUAGGUAGCAUGCUGACAACUUUUGACUGACCUUUCUCACUUAUAGUUUCACAUGAGAUAAGGAAUGACCACGGUACACAGUUCUGGACUUCAGUUCACAGGCCACAGGUCUCACCUUGGUAAUGUCUCCAAAAAGAAACAUUCCUUAUGUCACACACAUCCUUAGUGCCAACCGUCACAUUUAUUAAACAACAUGAAGGUAUUACAAACUGAAAAUAAUGAAGUUAAUUUCUCUGAAAUGUUAUAUUACAAGUUAUACUAUAGUCACUGAAAUGUUGGAAACACUAUUGAUGUCACCACCACAAUCCAGAUGUCAGCUGGACACUAAGGUAGUAUUCAAAGUCAUGCAGAUACACCUCAGAGAGUAAGAAAGGCAACAUUAUCUUGAGUUAAAAACUGUACUUUUCAACUGAAAUUCAAUUGUCUUAUAAGAUCUAAAGGAAAUCAAAUAUUUUGCGAUAUAUUAUCUCUAAAAAUCUCACUUAAUCCCAGAGACAUUGUCACUUGUCAAUUUAUUACCAUUUGUUUUCUCUUUCAUUUGCCGUUGAGGACUCAUUCCUACAUGUUGAGCAAAGCAGCUUAUGGCAGGGAAGGGUACGUAUGAACACACUGCCAUACACUGCAUCCUGUGCCAGUAACAGACUAUAUUAUGCAAACUAAAUGUGAAUGUUGGACGUGUUCUUAGUGGCAGUGCUAUUGUUGUUUUGUGGUUCGGACCAUACUGCAAACCCUGAGGAAGUCUUUGUUGUCAAAGGAAUACCCCCCUGACAUUUACUCUGAUUUCUAUUUUCCUUUCCUCCUUUAAAAAACAUCUCCAGUAUUUCUGUCUUCUGUGACUCGGAAAUCACCACCUCAUGGGAAUAGUACUUUUAUUCAAAUAGCUUGGUACCAUAAGCUCACAUCCGUUUCAGUAUGAGCUGCUUUUAGUCAAACAAACGUCUGAAAGUUAGAAAAGCAGGUCAAGCUUGUGUGUGCAGGGAAGCAUCUGUGUUUAGCAUUCUAACUUUAAAGAUACAAAUAAAUCACACUUUGUGUUUUGGUUUUUGAUUACACACUUUGUCGGAUCAGCCCUAGUAAAGUUGAAUUAUCAAUUGAAAAGAUAUAAUUAGUAGUCAUCCUGGUUAUUCAUGCCGAUUGACUCGAUAUACCUAAUAUCUAUUAGGUCCAAAUCCUCAAUACUUCUAAAUGUAACCAGCAGACACCUGUAGAGUAAGGUAGCACUGUGUGUGCGAGCUGCUACAGAGAACUGUGCUUCCAUCUGCCAGUUCAACAGCUGUCAACGUGAAGGCAGUUAUGCUAAGAGUAUUGAAUGACGAUAGUAUGAAUCAAUAAUGAUCAGAACCAGUGAAAGAUAGGAUGGGAGGAUUUACAUUUGUAUGGCUUUACAUAGUUAUUCGUCACAAUCAUAAAUGCCUUGAGGAUUAAAGAACAUAGAUAAUUGAUGCGUGCACUCAGAAACUACAUUCACUUCAAAUUCUUUACUUUUGUGUUCCUAGUAAAAGUCCACUUGCAUAUUAUAGACACAUUUAGAGUGCGCCUGCAUAUCAGAAGUGGGCUGUGAUGCGUGUGUUUGAAGGCUGUUAGAGUUCACUGGAGGCCUGUGGUGUGGAGUGUUCAUGUUUCCUUUAGGUCAGGGUGAGUUGUGCUGCAGUGUACGGAUGAGUGGGUGUAAUCCUGCAUCCCACAAGAUAUGCAAUAACUAUGACUGUACACAAGGUUCCCCAAGUCAAAUACUUUUGAAAGUUCAAAAAAUAUAUAUCAUGACGAUGCAUUUUGAAGUAAACUCAGUGGUUUCCAUGCCAGGGAACGCUCACAUACUUGAAAUCAGGUACAGUGCCGUUUAGUAAAGGAGUAUUUGGAUCUGCAGUCUAAAGUGUGUAUUGAGUCAUGGAGGGGAAGUUGUGUUUGCUCUUUACUCCCAGAAUGCAAGCUGAUAUUUUAAUGAUUGUGCAUCAAAAAGCACUAACUUCUCCUCCAGGACUCAAUAUGUGUUUGACUGCAUCGUCUUAUAUUGUUUUAGUUUUGAAAUGCAGCUACCAUCAGUAUUGCAUGAGGUGGUUUUGCAGUUGUUUUGAUCUGAUCAGGUUAAGUAUCAUAUCACAUUAAGACAGCUAUUUCUAUCUAGUGUACAUAGAUUUAAAGUCAGUAUUAUUCUAUAUAAACACCAGACUGUGGUCAGCAGUGGAGGAAGGUGAUUUUGCAUAUCUUGUGUCUUAUGGGCUCAUUUUCUGGCUCUUAUCCCCCAGAAUGCUCAUGAUUGAUGAUUGUGGAAAGUUGAGAGAAAAAGCAACCUGCAGUAUUUUUACCCCCCCCCACACACACUUUAGACAGUUGUCACUAACUCUUUGCUUAUGUGUUGUCUCUGUCUUUGACUCAUAUCUGUUCCUUGUCUUCAGAGGAUGGACCAGUGGGAAUGAUGUGUACAAAAUGGACCAAAAUACCCCAAAUGAUUCGUUUUUUACAAAACACUUUGACUGAUUGAAACCAAGGCUCAGGACAGACGGACAGAGCACAGACACACUUACUGCUUACUGGCUGUAUUUAAGUGAACCAUGUACAUGAAAACAUGAGCUUAAAAUCCACAGGAUAAACGUAUGCUGUGUUCUGAUUCCAUACCACACAAUCUAAGGCAUGUCAAAACACAUAGGUGAUCUGGAUUAAGCCCCAAGUAUAGGUCAUGGUCCAAAUACCUUGAAUACUAAUUCAACAAAUCAAAUGUUACUACAUCUUUGAAACUGCAUCUUGACAGUUAAGAAACUAAUUAUAUUCAAUUCAAAACCUUUAUUUAUCCAGGCAUAUACAGAAUGUUGCUUUGUGUCGUACCAAUGACUUUAACACUUUGGACAAAAGUCAUUUUAAAGUCACGGUUUCACAUUUGACAGCGCAGCAUAUUGAAGUGUGCUGAUGUAUUGUGAACACACUGCAAACACCUACUUCAAAGAUUGAUAUCUAGUCAUAAUGUAUACAAAAUAGUGUGUAUUGUGGAAUUUGAACACGGCACAAGUUUGUAGUCUGCCACGUUUUGAACAGCUGAUUGUGUGUGUAAUUAGCAGGGAAAGCACAGGUGACAUUAAUAACCUUAAUUCCCACUCUGUGCCAGUUGCUGUAGAUCUGGAACCGCUGAAGGGCCAUUAUUAUUGAUAUUAGUUAGAUGUGUGUUUUAUUGAGAGCUCUGCCAUGAAGAGUGCAAGGAAGGCUGGGAAGAGAAUAAAGAGUGACAAUCUGUUGAUGACAAUAGGAGGCAGGGUGUUUGGUCUGAGUGGGAAUGUGAGAUGGAGAGUGUUUUUAGGGAUUGUUGAUCGUUUUAUUCCAUGUUUGAAUCGCGGGGUUGUCUAGGUUCGUACAUGGAGGAUUAUAUAUCAAGUGAUGUUAAAUGUGCAUGGGUUUCUCUCUGGGGAUAUCAAGUAUUGGUCCAAUGUGAAUGAUAGUACCUUGUGUCUCACCACUAGCCAAUGAUUGUAUAUUUUUAUACAACAUAUACCAUAUUAUAGCAAGAUAUAUAUGAAUAUAUAAUAUUUAAUCACCAGAAUGUUGAAGUAAAGGGCAGGACACUUAUUUGAGAAUGUAGUUUGUGAAAUGCUGGUUCUAACAAUGUGUUACAAAGGCCUACUGACGGAGGGAAACAGUGUUUGUUGGGCUUUUAGGUCACUUCACAACAUACGAUGAGGCUCUUCAUUCCAUCAAAUAUGACUCAAUUGAAAUAUCAUCAGCUGCAUAACACAAAAACCAAAUGACAAAAUGACCUUCAGGUGAGACCCCUGAAAACCAUUACCAGUGCUGUGACUCCAAAAGAGGCGAAUUGUGCAGAUUCAGAAGACGAAAUCCAACAUGCUUUUGUUUUGUUCUUUGGUAACGUGAAAACACCAGCAGCCUGUCAGCACAGUCAGAGUCUGGACGUUUCCUUCUGUAGCGCCGGGACGCCGGUCUCUCUUCACUAGUCCUGCAAACACUGUACACAAAUGCAUUAUGAAAGCUAUCAAAGACAUCAAACCAAAAAAUGCACCGGUCGAAGGACUAGGUCUCUCUAUGCUUUGAGCCAUGUCAAUCAUGUAGCUUCUAUUCUCUUCUUCCAAAAACAAUUAGAGAGCUUGAACUCUAUAUGAGUAGAAACUCUCAUGUAGUGCAGACAGGGGAGGAAUCAGUCCAGCUGCUGAGCAACCUAAGGAGUAUGUGGCUUCAUGCAGCAAUGGGACAACGUUUAGUUUGGAAGAGUACAUUGUAUGAGAUAUUUUAUGGCAUAUUUGAUCCAAAAAUGUUGAAUUGAUCAUCAGUUAAAAAAGAUGAUUAUGUGGGAAAGCUGCUGUACAUGACAGAAUACAUUCAUCAGUAUCAGGAGAAGACUUCAUCCAACAUGCUUUAACAAAACGUAGUAUUUUCCACAGUUAAAAAGGUAUUAUAGUUGUGUAUUUAUCAUUACCUGCACACAGACGUGUCACUAUUACCCACAGAGUGUGAGUGUUCUUGUGAACCGAAGUGUUUGUUGAUCACUGUUUGAUCCUGACACAGAUAUUUUAAGAGGACUAUUUUGAAUAUAGAUUUUAUUUCCCUUUAAAAUGCAGAGUAUCCUGCUGUCGUAGUAUUCUAAAUACAUCUCAAUCUUGAAUUCCCUUUUCUGGAGAAACAUCCUCUCCCAGUUUUCUCUUGUACAGAUUUUGGUUUGGCAUAUUGAUGAUGGAAUAUGGAACUGAAAGCUAUAGAAGGAAUAUAUAUUAUGAAAUACACGUUUUUAUUGCAGGUAUCUUCUAUUUUGGAUAUUAUAUAUAUAUAAAUAUAUCUAAAUGAUAUGAUAGUAUAUGAUUGUUUGGAGUUGGACUUUGCAGAGGAUCAAAACAAAUAUUGUUCUUUGAGGGAAAAUGCCCAAAUCAGUUCCAGAUGUGCCGCAGUGUUAAACUCUCCACAUGCUGGCAGUAUUGAUAUAGGAGCCAGAUGUUUGGGUUCACUGUAUGUGAGUGUUAGCCUCGUAUGUGUGUUGCCAAUGCAGGAGUUAGGGAUUACAUUGCAUGAUGGAUUCAUUGUCAAACUUGAUUAAUAAUCAAGAAAUGUGGCAUCAAGAAGGAGACUAUGUUCAUUAUUUCUUCAUUAAUCCCAUUCAAAGAACAUUAUUCAUUACAAGUUAUUGAAAGGACUUUGGGGGUCAAAUGUAUUCAGGUGUUAAAACCUUAACCAGUAUUGAAAGAAUCUCAAAGAACUCUGGCUCAUACUGUAGUCCCACUUAUAGGCACAUGUAAAGUCUGCUAUAGUGUUGUUCAUGGUGGUUCGGAACAGAAAUGUUAUUUAUUUGCUUCCCUCUUCCUGUUUCUGGGGCUGAUGAGCCCUAACAUCAACCAAAUAGAUUUGUUUGCCCAACAGAUUUAGAAAUAAUGAUAGCUCUAUUUACCUUUGUGUAGCAGCACACUAUGAGAACAUUCUGUUGGAGGGACUUGAAUCACUCAUUGAUACUCUUUUUUGUAUUCACACACAAAGCUCCUUAACAUUGCACCACGAAUGAUAUCAUAUCUUGAAUGUAGGACGCAGUGAUGCUCAUACUGGUGUACUAGCAUUUACUAACACAUUUUGUAUUUAAAAGUUGGACUACUGGUUUAUGUAUGGAUGUAUGUCCUUUGUUAGCAGCCCUGAAUAAAAUAAAAUGUUACCAACAAUCUCAGCUUUGAACUUAAAAGUCAGAUUUUAACUCUACGCUGACACAUCUCCCCAAACUUUACUCCAAGUGGUUCUGUCUUGCUGAGAAAGCCCAUUUGACCCCAGAUAGUUAGAACCAACAGGUAUGCCUUUGUGUAAAUGCAUCUUUAACUAAAGCGACCAAUCAGAGAGCAGUGUCCUGUAGUGUUCUUAGUUAUUUCUUGCUGGUGUGGAAACGCCUCUUUAACAGCAUGCAGGCGUUAACUAAACACUUUGAACCCAGGCAGGUGAUGGUUCACGGAACCAUCACCUACGCAGGGGAUCCACAGAUCCUCACAGCAGGGUCUCUGUCCCUUAUUCCCUGGGUUAUCGCCAUGGCUACGUGGCUCCGUCCUCCACUGGUCAGCAGUGUUUUAUGAUCUUGUUCUUGUCUUAGUUCAUGCAAAGUGUUAAAGGGCCUUGGACAGGAUGAGCUGAUUGUUUCUGUUGUGCUGUCAGAGAGAAGUCUGUUAUUAUUUGUCUGAGGUGUUCACACAGAGACCAAUUUGUUGUAAUAUUAUUAGUGACGCUACUGUUAAAUGUAGUAUUUAAUAACGGCACUAUUUAUGGUCAGAAAAUGAACCAGAGUGUGUUCUUGUACUUGCGGUAGCUUUGGAGGCAGGUGGUUAUUUUGUAACUGUUCUUUAACAUAAGCCACUCCCCCUCCACUACGAGGGAUUUCAUUGGUUCUGAGGUUGCUAAGUGACACUGGCCCAACAUCACUUGGUUCCCUCAGUAACCAUUUGUCUCCUAGGUGAUGACUGCAUGGUCUCACAGCUGACACUCCCUUUGUUCUUCUUCUGCUUCUUUCUUUGUUCUGAAGGAGAGUUCUUGAUUAUUAUUUUUUCCUUCAUUCACUUCAUUUUACAUUUUAGAAAGGGAAAGAAUACAAAUGAAAUAAAUCAGAAUAUUAAUUCAAUCACUUUUCUACUCCUAUUUUCAAUAAAAAGUUAAAUGAAAAACCAAACAAAAAGUUGAUUUGUAAAUAAGUAAUGUACAGUUUGUAUCUGUAACUUGUCAGUCUGUCAUUGGUGACAGAGUCUGUCUUGCUUAUAACGCACGCUACCAGUAAAUAAAAAAAGGAAAAAGUAUAUUUAGACUGUAUGGUCCCUUGAAAGCAAGUUUUAAAUUAAUAUCUGAUGUAUAUCCUGUAACAUUGCAUUUUUAUCUGAGGAAUGAUGUUAUUAAAAAAUUGCAAAUAAAUUGCAUUUCCUACA